Molecule: messenger RNA, 949 nt
Organism: Ictalurus furcatus (blue catfish)
Lineage: Eukaryota; Metazoa; Chordata; Actinopteri; Siluriformes; Ictaluridae
Product: germ cell-specific gene 1-like protein
Exons: 6
Coding region: 98-949 (283 amino acids)
Cellular component (GO): plasma membrane
Source: RefSeq, a predicted model, not a curated record
GUAAUUAUAAUAUUAUAAUGUGUGUGUAUGUGUGUGUGUAUGUGUGUGUGUCUGUCUGUGUGUGUGUGUGUGUGCGUGUAUGUGUGUGUGUGUAUAGAUGGCGUGCUGUUCUCGUCUGCGCUCUCCUCAUCUGUCAUUCCUGCAGACACUGUUCUCUCUCUUCCUGUCGUUCAUCACCCUGCUUGCGUCUAAUUGGUGCUCGGGGGUCCAGAAAGUUCCAAAGCCGCUGUGUUCUACUCUGCGCCGGCGCACCUGCACUCCGUCGGACCUGUUCACCAACGGCUCCACCCAGUUUAUCUGGGAAACCGGGGACGACCGCUUCAUCUUCCCCACCUUCCACGCCGGGAUCUGGAGCUGCUGUGAAGAAAACAUAGACAAGGAUGAAUGGGAAGAGAAGUGUCGCAGUUUCAUAACUCUGACGCCUCCAUCAGAGAAAGGGAUUUUCUGGCUGUGUGUACUGAUGGAGUUGAUGUAUAUCAGUUUGUUGUUUAUCAGUUGUGUGCUGCUGAUGAUUCAGUUGUGUUUCUCUGCAUGGAAGCCUUUGCUUCAUCACUGGGGAGAAUUACUGAACGCUUAUGCUGCUGUGUUCACCGUACUGGGAGGUCUAGUUGGAAUGGUAGGUCACAUGAUGUUCAUGCAGGUGUUCCAGGUGACAGCGUCGAGCGGGCCGGAGGAUUUUAAACCGCACCAUUACGGAUACUCCUGGGCCUUUUAUGUGGCCUGGGUGGCCUUCACCUGCUGUAUGAGCGCUGGAGUUUCCACUCUGAAUAAUUACACCAAGAAAGUGCUGAUGUUUGGGACAAAGCCGAAGCCUGACUCCUACCCAUUGAGGCCACUCUACUACCCCCCGUUUCCACCCCCUCCUCCUUCCUUUCCCCCUCCAUGCCCUCCUCCCCCCAUCUCCCCUCUCUCUCCAUACUUCUGCCCCCCGUCUCCUCCUCCCUUGUAG